Molecule: messenger RNA, 2935 nt
Organism: Chiroxiphia lanceolata (lance-tailed manakin)
Lineage: Eukaryota; Metazoa; Chordata; Aves; Passeriformes; Pipridae
Product: AF4/FMR2 family member 1-like
Exons: 29
Coding region: 599-2935 (778 amino acids)
Biological process (GO): regulation of gene expression
Cellular component (GO): super elongation complex
Source: RefSeq, a predicted model, not a curated record
ACAUUUAGCAAAUAUUUCCAUUUAACCCUCAGUCUGCCUUCUGAGAAACAGAAAUGGGCACAUUAUCCAUUUAGGAUGUCACUGUGACCUGGCUGUAGCCUCUGAGAUACAAUGAUGGUGCUACAGAUGGUGACAUGAUUUUUAGGAGUCUUUAGAAAGGUCAGGCUCUGUGAGGCCUGGCAGGGCUGCCAUUUCUUGGCCUGCUGGAAAGAACUGGAACACUUAGUGAUGUAGGAGUGGUUUGCCUGCCUCUACUGAGAGACUGAGGCAAACAGGGGGCAGGUGAAGUGAGCACCACUGAAAAGCCUGGGAUUUGCACAACUUUUCCAGAGCCCAAAUCAGUGGAAGUGCUGCCCGUGUGGAGCUUCUGGUGGUGAUGCCGUUCCUGGCACACAGACAUGCAGAGGCAGCAGGAGUGGGUCUGGGGCUGCCCAAUAGUUCAUUGCUGCUGGUCUUCCAUGCUGCCCAUUCAGAGGGGGUCUGCAAGGGCUGCUCUCUGCCAUGUGCUCCAAGGGGCUGAAGAUUCAUCCACCUUCCCAAUGACUGCCUCGGGGUAUCUUAGGCUGAGGUAAGCUGACUCAUCUUGGAGUCACUCAUAAUGGAACCCCCAGACAAGGGGAAGAGCGACGAGAGCUUGUCCAAGAAGAACAGAGACUUGCUUCGUCUGGAGGCGCAAGAGAAGAGGAGACGGGAGGCUCCAGGGGAGAAAGACCAGUUCCCUGGGAAGACUCCCAUCUUUGCAAAACCCCACAAGACUGAUAACAAAGAUGGGCUGUCGAGGCGCAUUAGGAACGUCUUUGGCGAUUAUAAUGAUUUCAAGGAGUACAUGACGAAGAAUUUGCGGAAGGUCAUGUGGUUUCCAAAGAAGUUCAAAUCCAGGUCACAGAGGAGGAGCAAGUGUUGUGAACCGAGCUGCAGUCAAACCAAGACAUUUCAGAGCUCAGUGACGGAACAACCACUUAAAAAUUCUACGACAUCAGAAUCAUCUGAGCUUGAACCUUCUCUGGAGAAAACCAACUCCACGGAUGUGCCGUCCAUUGAGGACAUUUUGAGGGAAAUGACCUACUCAUUUUCACGUCCAGUGUCACCUCUGCACACGCCUCCAAAAGCAGAGCCUACCAAAUUGCCCUGCUCAACAAAGCAAACCAACUCCACGGAUGUGCCAUCCAUUGAGGACAUUUUGAGGGAAAUGACCUACUCAUUUUCACGUCCAGUGUCACCUCUGCACACGCCUCCAAAAGCAGAGCCUGCCAAAUUGCCCUGCUCAACAAAGCAAACCAACUCCACGGAUGUGCCGUCCAUUGAGGACAUUUUGAGGGAAAUGACCUUCUCAUUUUCACGUCCAGUGUCACCUCUGCAGACACCUCCAAAAGCAGAGCCUACCAAAUUGCCUUGCUCAACAAAGGACAUGGACGGCUCUGCAGCUCACAAUGAGGAGCAGUCUGGCACAGCCUCAGGAACAUUGCCGAGCUCUCAGCCAAGAACAUCUUUCAGUUGGCUCCAGAAUGUCCCGCAGCUCAGUGACAGUGAGGAGAGUGAUGACAACCAGGUUGUUGAAAAGCCUCCUUCUCCACUUGCUGCUCCAAGAUACAGUUUCAGUUGGCUCCCGAAGGUCCUGCAGCUCAGUGACAGUGAGGAGAGUGAUGACAACCAGGUUCUUGAACGGCCACCUUCUCCACUUGCUCCUCCAAGACACAGUUUCAGUUGGCUCCAGAAUGUCCCGCAGCUCAGUGACAGUGAGGAGAGUGAUGACAACCAGGUUGUUGAAAAGCCUCCUUCUCCACUUGCUGCUCCAAGAUACAGUUUCAGUUGGCUCCCGAAGGUCCUGCAGCUCAGUGACAGUGAGGAGAGUGAUGACAACCAGGUUCUUGAAAGGCCACCUUCUCCACUUGCUCCUCCAAGACACAGCAUGCUCCUGGAUGACCUGCAGCUCACUGACAGUGAGGAGAGUGAUGACAACCAAGUUGUUGAAAAGCCUCCUUCUGCACUUGUUUCUCCAAGAGACAGUGCCCUACAGUCCCAGCCCAGGAGUGUGGCAUCAUCUCCAUCCAGCAGCUCCGAGACCAGUGACUCAGAGAGCUCCGUAGACUGGGAGACCGUUUACUCAGAGAGCUCCUCCGACUCGGAGAUGGAGACCGCCUGGAGUGACGGUGACGUGGGCGACCCUCCAAGUGCACCAGCACCUGAGGACAUGGACGGCUCUGCAGCUCAGAACGAGGAGCAGUCUGGCACAGCCUCAGGAACAUUGCCGAGCUCUCAGCCAAGAACAUCUUUCAGUUGGCUCCAGAAUGUCCCGCAGCUCAGUGACAGUGAGGAGAGUGAUGACAACCAGGUUGUUGAAAAGCCUCCUUCUCCACUUGCUGCUCCAAGAGUUUUGCAAUCCAGCAGCCCAGAGUCCGGGAGCACCAGUGACUCUGAGAGCUCCUCAGGCUCUGAGAGCAGUGACUCUGAGAGCUCUUCAUCCUCGGACACCAGUGACUCAGAGAGCUCCUCGGGCUCAGAGACCCACCACACUGGGGGUGUCAAAAGGCCUGGCAAGCCCCUGGUGCACAACGGGGCCAAGAGAUGCCGGAAGGAGGACAGCAACCCUGAUCUGUUGGAGAUCAGAGCCCAGUCUUCCAGGGACAAACAGAAAGACAGAGUGAAGCCACACUCAACUUACAGGAAAGACCUGAAGCCGGCCCUCCAAGAGCCCCUUGAGAACAGAAAGGGCUCCCACCAGGCCAAAGCCAAACAGCCCUUUGCUCUCGGGGUGAAGAAGUUGCUCUUGCCAGUGAGAGACCCCGCAGCUCCUGAGCCUGUCCGGGUGAAAGAAGAGCACCAGAGAAGAGCAGAGACCAAGGACCUCCCUCGUGCAAGGAAGCGGGACUUGAAGAGGAGAGCCAUGGACAGUCCUGAUGAGCCCAGUGGGAAGAAAAAGAGAGGAGAGAUAUGA